Messenger RNA from Rotaria sp. Silwood2, 2361 nucleotides. The record is from the annotation of a GenBank genome assembly. NCBI's taxonomy places the organism in Eukaryota, Metazoa, Rotifera, Eurotatoria, Philodinida, Philodinidae.
AUGCCAUUAAACAUAUUAUUAAUCUUUCUUCUAACACCAUCAUUAGCAAUUAAUCUUCUUGAUUUAUGUCAAUCAGGAAUACGUGAUGAUGGUUCAAAUUAUGUACAUUGUGCACGAAAAUCUCUAUCGGAUAUUCCAGAUUUUUCCUCACAUCGUUUAUUUAACUUAGCAUUCGAUGAGCUUAUUCUAUCUGAUAAUGCUAUAACACAUAUACAUGCAAAUGCAUUUCAUAAUUUACGUAUAAAACGUUUGAUUAUGUCGGGUAAUCGUUUAAAAUCUAUUGAUAAAAAUUCAUUUCGUGAAUUAGAAAAUUAUCUUGAACAAUUAACAUUAGAAUUUGAUUCAUCUAUUGUUGAUACAAUACCUGAAGCAAUUAAAACAAAUUUAGCUAAUAUAAGAAGUUUAACAUUAACUGGUUUAAAUUUACGUAUAUUACCAACAAAUACAUUUGAACAAAUGAAAAAAUUAGAAAUUUUAUCAUUAAAAUCAUGUAAUUUACAAACAAUUGAAUACAAUGCAUUUCAUUCGAUUGAAAAACAAUUACGACAUUUAUAUCUUGAUUAUAAUCAAUUUGAUAGUCGUAUAUCAAUUAUAAUAAAUCGUUUAAUAACACUUGAAACAUUAUCAUUAUCACAUAAUCAUAUAAAUCAAUAUGAAACAAAUAUAGUUAAUAAAAAUCUUCGAUAUUUAGAUUUAUCAUAUAAUGGUUUAAUAAAAUUAUCAUUAACAAAUAUGACAAAUUUACAAAUAUUAAAUGUACAAAAUAAUCUUUUAACAUCAGAACAAAUAAAUGGUUCAAUACCAAAUCAAUUAAAAGAAUUAAUACUUGAUUUUAAUUCUAUAAGAAAAUUUAAUAAAAAUUUAAUAACAGAAAAAAAUUCAUUAGAAACUUUAUCAUUACAAAGUAAUGAUUUUUUAUUAAAUAAUUCAAAUAUUUUUCAACAUUUAUAUAAACUUAAACGAUUAAAUUUAGCAAGAAAUAAUAUCAAAACAAUACCCAAAGGUUUAUUUAAAUUUACUCGUUCACUUGAACAUUUAAAUAUGGAUCGUAAUCCAUUACUUCCAUUAUCAAUUGAUACAUUUUCUGGUAUUGAAUCUUCAUUACGUAAUAUAAGUUUUCAAUCUUGUUCAUUAACAUCAAAUUCUUUACCAGCAUUUUCUUGUUUAAUAAAUCUUGAACGUUUUAAACUUCAAUCAAAUUUAUUAAUUGAAAUAAAACCUAAUAAUUUCUUUUCACCUAUGUCACAAUUAAUUGCUAUUGAUUUACAACGUAAUCAAUUAAUACAAAUACCAACAGAAUUUCCAUUAACAUUACGUGAAUUAGAACUAGGUCAUAAUCGUUUAACAGUAUUACCAUUUAAUAAUCAAACAUUUAAAAAACUUUCACAACUUAUUACACUUGAUCUUAGUUCAAAUCCUUUAUAUUGUGAUUGUCAUAUUAAACCAUUAUAUCAUUGGUUAUUAACACAUUAUCAAACUGAACUUGUUCCAUAUGUUCAAUGGAUAUGUGCACAACCAAAAGAACUUUCUGGUAAACAAUUAGGUUCUUUAUCUGAACAUCAAUUUCAAUGCGAAAAUAUUUCAAUAAAACCAAUAACAACAACAAUAACAACAACAACAAUGGAUUAUUCGGAAUUAACAACUGAAUAUGAAAUAAUAUCAUCAUUUAAUGCAUGGUUAAAAGAUUCUGAAACAGCUAUUCUUGAAUGGUCAUAUGUAUCAUCUCCAUUAAAAUUAAUUGUUUAUGAAAAUGGUUAUAAAUUACCAAUAUUAUAUUUAAAUUCAAGUGAAAAUUAUUUUCUUCUUCAAAAAUUAAAAUCAUCAACUAAUUAUACAUUAUGUCUACAAAUUAAUGAAGAAUAUUUAUGUCGAAAUUUAAUAACACCAAAUAAACAAGAAAUAAAAUUUGAACAAAAACUUUUAUCAUCAUCAUCAUCAUCAUUGAAAUCUACUGAAAAAAAUUUUCUUAAUGAUAUACAAUAUUUAAUAACGGGUAUUGCAUGUGGUAUUGUUUUUGUCUUACUUAUACUUUUAUUUGUUGUUAUUUUUAUUAUAAAACAACGUGAUAAAUUUUUUCAUAAUUCAUCAAAAACAAUUGCUACCGAUUCAUUUUAUCAAACAACUGGCUCUGACACAACACAAAUAGGUGGAUCAUGUUCAAUAGAAGAACAUUCAAUAAAUGGAAGUACAAAUCAUCAAUCAACAAUAACACCUAUGUUUUAUUAUUGUCGUUCACCACCAAUAACAAAUUGUUGUCAAGAUCAACAAUCAUAUCAUUUUUAUCAUGAAAUUCCAUUUACAACAUCAUCGAAUCAUUUAAAUCCGCCAACAUGUCUUUGUAGACCACCUAUUAUUAUUUAA